Molecule: messenger RNA, 228 nt
Organism: Anisakis simplex (herring worm)
Lineage: Eukaryota; Metazoa; Nematoda; Chromadorea; Rhabditida; Anisakidae
Source: the annotation of a GenBank genome assembly
GAUGUGAUUGUGCUGUGCCGGGCUAAACACGGUUUCGAAUUCUGUCAGAAACUCAGCAUUGCAUGUGCACAAUUCACAAAGGUCACCAUCCCAACACUCGUCAUGGAUCGUUUCUAUAAACUACCCGAAGUUGUCACUAAAUGCGUCUCUGAAGGUAACCACCUACCUACCUACCUACCUACCUACCUGCUUGAUAUAGUGCGGAAUAAUCGAGAAAAUGUAUUCUAA